This is a messenger RNA of Cavenderia fasciculata, 126 nucleotides long. RefSeq lists its product as uncharacterized. The record is from RefSeq and is a predicted model, not a curated record. Lineage: Eukaryota; Evosea; Eumycetozoa; Acytosteliales; Cavenderiaceae. The coding region runs from base 1 to 126 and encodes 41 amino acids. The transcript has a single exon.
AUGAAAAGAGUCGGAUUGAAUGAUCCACCAUUUGGUAAAAGACCAGCACCUGUGAGGUACAGAUUGGGUACCGAUUUCAGUUGGUGGUCGGUACCAACGGGACAUAACUUUCCAUCAUAUUUGUAG